AUGGCGCUCCUCCAACGACCACCACCCCGGGGCCAAGGAGGACCGGGUUUAGGAAUACUCGGGGGACGACGAUCGUCGUUUCGAAAGAAAUGUAUCCUUUUCAAGUGGUUCCUCUUGUUGUGCCUGUUCGUGAGCCUUUUCCAGCGCUUCAACGUGCGCGAGGAAGAGGAGGCGGAGACGAUGAUUCAAAGACGGAAACGACGCGAGGACAGCGGCAAAAGCGAUGUUUUGAUGGUGCCGAUGGAAGAGGAGGACGACGAUAAAGACGAGGACAGAAACGAGGACGAUUCAGACGACGACGCGAUGACGACGAUAAAGACGAUGAGAGGAAAAGGAGAUGGAUUGGUUUCGAGCAUGCUCCGAGAGCGAGAUUUAGACAAAUUCGGCCGAGGAAGCGAAUACGCGUACGCGAACGAAUCGGAUAAGGAUUAUUCCUCGGUAAUCGUAGCGAAAGACAACGCGUACGGGGAGAAGUACGACGUGAAGUUUACGGACGUGAACGGGAAGAAGACGCAUUUUCAGAUGGGAGAUGUGUUAGGGGAGAUAUUGCCGGAGGAAGAGCGCCGGGCGACGAGGACGCACGGGUCGUGCGCGCUGGUCGGGAAUAGCGGGACGUUGUUGAAGUCUUCGUUCGGGGAGGAAAUCGAUGGGCACGAAGCAGUCAUGCGGGUGAAUUUCGCGCCGGUGAAGAAUUUUAAGAGGGACGUGGGAGUGAAGACGACGUACGAUUUUAGCAAUCGAGAGAACGCUCGACGGUUGGUCGAGAAAGGGUGGGAGAAUUCGAGACCGGACUCGGUGGCGUUAUUUUUUGAAGGGAGCUCGCCGACGAACAGGAAACGGAUAUUUGAACCGCUGGUGAAGAAGUACGGGAAGAGUUUGAAGGUGCAAUUUUUGCACCCCGGGUUUGUCAAUCGAGCGCACGAUUUGUGGAACGCUCUGAAAGAAAUCAUCGAGAAGGAAAAGAACAAACAGUUUCACGAUAAACCGAUGAGCGGGUGGUACGCGGUGAACUUUAUGAUGCAACGGUGCGAGAGUUUAGAUUUGUAUGGUUUUGAGCCGUACACGAGUAAAGCGAAAGCGACGGCGCCGUAUCAUUACUUCGAUCAAGUGCAAGGCGUGGUGAGCGUGCACUCGUUCGAUUUCGCUGUGUUUGCGUACCAGAAGUUUGCCAAAGUGUUCCCGUUGAGGAUUAGGACGAAGAGCGGGUGGAUAGGCGCCGCGGAGGAUUGA
This is a messenger RNA of Bathycoccus prasinos, 1230 nucleotides long. Its product is annotated as alpha-2,8-sialyltransferase 8B. The coding region runs from base 1 to 1230 and encodes 409 amino acids. Gene Ontology annotation, molecular function: sialyltransferase activity. The record is from RefSeq and is a predicted model, not a curated record. NCBI's taxonomy places the organism in Eukaryota, Viridiplantae, Chlorophyta, Mamiellophyceae, Mamiellales, Bathycoccaceae. The transcript has a single exon.